This is a messenger RNA of Drosophila eugracilis, 3169 nucleotides long. RefSeq names its product replication factor C subunit 1 (gene Gnf1). The record is from RefSeq and is a predicted model, not a curated record. Bases 85 to 3030 code for a protein of 981 amino acids. Gene Ontology annotation, biological process: DNA replication; DNA repair. The transcript has 4 exons. NCBI's taxonomy places the organism in Eukaryota, Metazoa, Arthropoda, Insecta, Diptera, Drosophilidae. Gene Ontology annotation, cellular component: nucleus; DNA replication factor C complex. Gene Ontology annotation, molecular function: DNA clamp loader activity; ATP binding; ATP hydrolysis activity.
AACACCGCUGCUCUACUUGGUAACACUGUUCACAUCAGUCUGAAAUUCGCAACUUAGCUUCAAAAAUAAACAAUAUCUGCCGGAAUGCAACGCGGCAUUAACACUUACUUCAAGCCGUUGCCUGCGAAGCCGAAGAAGGCGGAGGACGUAAAUGGAGAGACGCCAACAAAGGCGCCAAAACGCAGAAAGGCAUUGGUAAUAUCCAGCGAUGAAGACGAGGUGGUCGCCACUCCCCCGGAGACCAAGAAACGCAAACCCUCAAAGGCAUCUAGCGAGGAUGAAGUGGUGUCUGCCACACCGGAACCCAAAAAAGCCAGGAAUGGGCAGAAACCUUCACUGUCCAAGCUCAAAAGGCACGUGGAUCCUUCUGAACUUUUCGGUGGAGAAACUAAACGGGUCGUUGUGGCCAAACCGAAGUCCAAAGCAGUUCGCGAGUUCGAGAACGAGGAUAUAGACAGAAGUUUAAUGGAAGUCGACCUAGACGAGAGUCUCAAGGAAGAUGCACCGGUGAAGAAGGUUCCUUCACCUCGCAGGAGCUCUCCCUCCCCCAAAAGAUCCAAAAAAAGCAGCCCAGAGCCGGCCAAACCCAAAGCGACCAAAGCUAAAGCCCCAACUCCUCGUGCGAAGAAGGAGAAGCCACCUGCAGAUUUAGAGUCCAGCGUCCUAACAGACGAGGAACGGCACGAGCGGAAACGCAUGACCGCCGUGCUCUACCAAAAGUACAAGAACCGCAGUGCGUGCUUGAAUCCCGGCAGUAAAGAAAUACCCAAGGGCUCGCCAAAUUGCCUAAGUGGACUUACAUUCGUUGUCACCGGAGUUCUGGAAUCAAUGGAGCGCGAGGAGGCAGAGGCGGUUAUCAAGGAGUACGGAGGAAGGGUAAUGACCGUGGUGGGGAAAAAACUGAAGUACCUUGUCGUCGGUGAAGAGGCGGGACCAAAGAAAUUGGCAGUGGCCGAAGAACUUAAUAUACCCAUUCUUAGCGAAGAUGGCCUCUUUGAUCUAAUUAGGGAAAAAUCCGGGCAAGGUAAGCAGGUAAAGGAAGAAAAAAAGAGCCCUAAGGAGGAGCAUAGCUCCAGUGACAAGGAGAAGAAGGAGGCUAAGGCUCCCAGUAAGUCUAAAAUUAAGGAGGAGAAGGAAGACACUAAACAUAAAAGUGGCGAGAAGCAUACCUCCAAAAAUAAAGUCAAGGAGGAACACACAUCCCCCAAGGUAAAAAAAGAAAAGCAGGAUCAUGUAGCAGAUAUAACUGUGAAAGUAAAAAAAGAGCCCAGCUCCGAAGAACACAAAGCUCCGGUGGCAAGGACCGCCAAACCAAAGACUCAGGAUCUGGUCGGAAUGGCCUGGGUGGACAAGCAUAAGCCCACGAACAUUAAGGAAAUCGUUGGCCAGGCAGGACCCGCUAGCAACGUUACCAAGCUGAUGAACUGGUUAUCCAAGUGGUAUGUAAAUCACGACGGCGAUAAGAAGCCUCAGCGACCAAAUCCUUGGGCUAAGAACGACGAUGGCAGCUUUUACAAGGCGGCCCUGCUAUCGGGACCGCCGGGAAUCGGAAAGACCACGACAGCAACUCUGGUGGUGAAGGAGCUGGGCUUCGAUGCAGUAGAGUUCAACGCCUCCGAUACACGAAGCAAACGCCUACUGAAAGACGAAGUUUCCACGCUUCUGAGCAACAAAUCUCUCUCUGGGUACUUCACCGGUCAAGGGCAGGCGGUAUCCCGAAAGCACGUGCUUAUCAUGGACGAGGUUGAUGGCAUGGCCGGAAACGAGGACAGAGGAGGAAUGCAGGAACUGAUCGCUUUAAUCAAGGACAGCUCUAUUCCGAUUAUUUGCAUGUGUAAUGAUCGAAACCAUCCUAAGAUUCGGUCCUUGGUCAACUACUGCUACGAUUUGCGAUUCCAGCGGCCUCGUCUUGAGCAGAUCAAGGGAAAAAUUAUGAGCAUCUGCUUCAAGGAAAAGGUUAAGAUUUCACCUGCGAAAUUAGAAGAAAUCAUUGCGGCCACCAACAACGAUAUUCGGCAAUCCAUUAACCAUAUUGCCCUGCUUAGCGCCAAUGAAGACCUUAAAUCAGAGCAAAAGGUAGCCACCAAGGAUCUGAAACUUGGACCAUGGGAAGUGGUGCGGAAAGUCUUUACAGCCGACGAGCACAAGCACAUGUCAUUCGCCGACAAGAGCGACCUUUUCUUCCACGACUACAGCCUGGCCCCGCUCUUUGUGCAGCAAAACUACCUCCAGGUCUCACCACAAGGAAAUAAGAAAGAUGUUUUGGCCAAGGUAGCGGCUACAGCAGAUGCCCUCAGCUUGGGUGACCUCGUCGAAAAGCGCAUCCGAGCUAACUCUGCCUGGAGUCUACUGCCCACUCAGGCCUUUUUCAGCUCGGUGCUACCGGGCGAAAACAUGUGCGGACACUUUACUGGACAGAUCAACUUCCCCGGGUGGCUGGGCAAAAAUUCGAAGUCUGGAAAACGGGCUAGACUUGCCCAAGAGCUUCACGAUCACACAAGGGCCUGCACCUCGGGCUCUAGAUUAUCCAUGAGACUAGAUUACGCCCCCUUCCUUCUUAAUAAUAUUGUGCGGCCUCUGGUGAAGGAUGGACAGGAGGGCGUGUCCGGCGCUCUUGAUGCUAUGAAAGAAUACCACCUACUUCGCGAGGAUCUGGACUCGCUGGUCGAGCUCACCUCAUGGCCGGGCAAGAAAUCGCCCUUUGAUGCAGUGGACGGGAGAGUAAAGGCAGCCCUCACACGAUCCUAUAACAAGGAGGUUAUGGCAUAUUCCUAUUCCGCUCAAGCGGGCAUUAAGAAGAAGAAAGCAGAGGCUGGUGGUGGUGAUGAGGAUUACUACGGCGCGGAUCAAGGGGAAGAGGAUGGAGCUGGUGGUCAAGUCUCUUCAGAUGAGGAUGAAGACAAAGAUAACCUCGAACUAGAUGGCUUGAUCAAAGCCAAAAAGAAGCCAAGUACGUCCAAGGCAGCUGGUGGAUCCAAAAAGGGUGCUUCUUCCACAACCUCAAAGCCCAAAGCCAAGGCAAAGAAGUGAAGUUUCUUGAGAUUUGCAUGAUUGAUGAGUUUUCCAUGGAAUCUAUAUUUAUACAUUUUUUUUCGAUUAAUCACGAUGGCAGUCCAUUGUUUACAUUGUUAAAAAUUUCAAUAAGAACCAAUAAAUAAUGCUUUUGGGA